AUGGCGUUUAUGGCUAUACGAACAGAUUUCUCUACUGACAGGCAAUCAACACUUGAUGAGAUAAUCAGCGCUACAGAUUCUGAGAGCCGAGAAAAGGACUCCGGGGUUGAGGAUGCCAUCGCGGAGGAUAUGAACACAGAUAAGUACUACCAUCUAGGAAUAGCACUUGGUCUGUCCUACGAAACACUUGACAGCAUCCAAGCAAGUAUUAGAGGACAAAAACUAGAAGCUGGGGCUUACACUUCAAAUCAACGAGCUGCUAUUAUCAUGAUCCGCUACUGGAAACACUUACAGUAUUCUGACUCCCAAGCAGAUCAUCAUCUGAGAGAGGUGUGGUCAUCUGUGACCAAUUCAACAAAGUCAAUCCCUCCUGUUGAGCAAGCUAACAGCUUAGACGGGAAAGUUGGUUCUACUUUGGAAGAAAGCUUUGGAGACAAGCUAUCUUACGCACGAUCAAUACCUGUUCCGAAAGAAAGUUUCUAUGGGAUAGAGAUCCCUGGUAACCUGAGCAUCCUUGAAGCAAGAGGUCCUUGGGAGGAAAGAUUUCAGUUUCGGCGAAGUAGAACUCCCAGUAUCAGAAGCGACUCUUUGAGCAGGUAG
This is a messenger RNA of Lytechinus pictus (painted urchin), 600 nucleotides long. RefSeq lists its product as uncharacterized. The transcript is spliced from 5 exons. The record is from RefSeq and is a predicted model, not a curated record. The coding region runs from base 1 to 600 and encodes 199 amino acids. NCBI's taxonomy places the organism in Eukaryota, Metazoa, Echinodermata, Echinoidea, Temnopleuroida, Toxopneustidae.